Molecule: messenger RNA, 2373 nt
Organism: Salmo salar (Atlantic salmon)
Lineage: Eukaryota; Metazoa; Chordata; Actinopteri; Salmoniformes; Salmonidae
Source: RefSeq, a predicted model, not a curated record
AUGGAGGACUGUAACAUAGAGGACUGUAACAUAGAGGACAUGGAGAACUGUAACAUAGCGGACUGUAACAUAGAGGACUGUAACAAAGGGGACAUAGAGGACUGUAACAUAGAGGACUGUAACAUAGAGGACAUGGAGGACAUACAGGACUGUAACAUAGAGGACUGUAAUAUAGAGGACAUCAAGGCCUGUAACAUAGAGGACAUAGAGGCCUGUAACAUAGAGAACUGUAAAAUAGAAAACAUAGAGGACUGUAACAUAGAGGACAGAGAGGACUGUAACAUAGAGAGGAUUUUAAAGCCCCAGGCCAUAUCUCCCAGCCCCAGGCCAUACCCUCCAGCCCCCAGGCCAUACCUCCCAGCCCCAGGCCAUACCUCCCAGCCCCAGGCCAUACCUCCCAGCCCCAGGCCAUACCCCCCAGCCCCAGGCCAUACCUCCCAGCCCCAGGCCAUACCUCACAGCCCCAGCCCCAGGCCAUACCUCCCAGCCCCAGGCAUACCUCCCAGCCCCAGGCCAUACCUCCCAGCCCCAGGCCAAACCUCCCAGCCCCAGCCCCAGGUCAUACCCUUCAGCCCCAAGCACCAGGCCAUACCCUCCAGCCCCCAGCCAUACCCUCCAACCCCCAGGCCAUACCCUCCAGCCCCCAGCUCAUACCCUCCAGUCCCCCAGAUCACACCCUCCAGCCCUCAGCCCAUACCCCCAGCUCACACCCUCCAGUCCCCCAGCCCAUACCCUCCAGUCCCCCAGCUCAUACCCUCCAGUCCCUCAGCCCAUACCCCCAGCUCACACCCUCUAGCCCUUAGCCCAUACCCCCAGCUCACACCCUCCAUUCCCCCAGCCCAUACCCUCCAGUCCCCCAGCCCAUACCGCAGCUCACACCCUCCAGUCCCCCAGCCCAUACCCUCCAGUCCCCCAGCCCAUACCCUCCAGUCCCCCAGCUCAUACCCUCCAGUCCCCCAGCUCACACCCUCCAGUCCCCCAGCCCAUACCCUCCAGUCCCCCAGCCCAUACCCUCCAGUCCCCCAGCCCAUACCCUCCAGUCCCCCAGCCCAUACCCUCCAGUCCCUCAGCCCAUACCCCCAGCUCACACCUUCCAGUCACCCAGCCCAUACCCUCCAGUCCCCCAGCCCAUACCCUCCAGUCCCCCAGCCCAUACCCUCCAGUCCCCCAGCCCAUACCCUCCAGUCCCCCAGCCCAUACCCUCCAGUCCCUCAGCCCAUACCCCCAGCUCACACCUUCCAGUCACCCAGCCCAUACCCUCCAGUCCCCCAGCCCAUACCCUCCAGUCCCUCAGCCCAUACCCCCAGCUCACACCUUCCAGUCCCCCAGCCCAUACCCUCCAGUCCCCCAGCCCAUACCCUCCAGUCCCCCAGCCCAUACCCUCCAGUCCCUCAGCCCAUACCCCCAGCUCACACCUUCCAGUCCCCCAGCCCAUACCCUCCAGUUGCUCAGCCCAUACCCCCAGCUCACACCCUCCAGUCCCCCAGCCCAUACCCUCCAGUCGCUCAGCCCAUACCCCCAGCUCACACCCUCCAGUCGCCCAGCCCAUACCCUCCAGUCCCCCAGCCCAUACCCUCCAGUCCCCCAGCUCAUACCCUCCAGUCCCCCAGCCCAUACCCUCCAGUCCCCCAGCCCAUACCCUCCAGUCCCCCAGCCCAUACCCUCCAGUCCCCCAGCCCAUACACUCCAGUCCCUCAGCCCAUACCCCCAGCUCACACCCUCCAGCCCCUCAGCCCAUACCCCCAGCUCACACCCUGCAGUCCCCCAGCCCAUACCCUCCAGUCCCCCAGCCCAUACCCCCAGCUCACACCCUCCAGUCCCCCAGCUCAUACCCUCCAGUCCCCCAGCCCAUACCCCCAGCUCACACCCUCCAGUCCCCCAGCCCAUACCCUCCAGUCCCUCAGCCCAUACCCCCAGCUCACACCUUCCAGUCCCCCAGCCCAUACCCUCCAGUCGCUCAGCCCAUACCCCCAGCGCACACCCUCCAGUCCCCCAGCCCAUACCCUCCAGUCCCCCAGCCCAUACCCUCCAGUCCCCCAGCCCAUACCCUCCAGUCCCCCAGCCCAUACCAUCCAGUCCCUCAGCCCAUACCCCCAGCUCAUACCCUCCAGCCCUCAGCCCAUACCCCCAGCUCACACCCUCCAGCCCUCAGCCCAUACCCUCCAGUCCCCCAGCUCAUACCCUCCAGUCCCCCAGCCCAUACCCUCCAGUCCCCCAGCCCAUACCCUCCAGUCCCCCAGCCCAUACCUUCCAGUCCCCAAGCUCAUACCCUCCAGUCCCCCAGCCCAUACCCUCCAGUCCCCCAGCCCAUACCCUCCAGUCCUCCAGCCCAUACCCUCCAGUCCCCCAGCCCAUACCCUCCCAUCACAAUAA